UUGGUCGGUCGUACGUAGGUGCUGUGACUGACCUCACAAACCCUGUACCGGCGACCGACACGUGUCUCGCGGUGGCAGGCUGAUUUAGCGGAGGCUGUUGACGUAUCGCGUGAGAUAUGACGUCAUAGCCGCCGUGCGACAGAUCUCCACGUGUGUGUGCGGCAGUGUGCGGCAGUGGACACAUCAGUGCGGAGCGGGUGGUGGCGGGAAGUGGAGGAAGAAGAAGAAGAAGAAGAUAAUUAAUUAGGAGGAGGAAUAAUAAUUCCAGCGAUGGCGAGCGGUCGCGAUCAUGGCACCCCUGCGGGAAUGUCGAUGAUCUACUCUUUUUUGCUUUUUCUAAUCACGCUCUCCGCGCAGCAAGUCUACAAGGAAAAGCUUGCAUCGUCCGAAUGGUUUACGAUUCUCGGCGGUUUCGUGAGCUCCUUGCUCUUUCUAUUUCUGUUGACGUUUAUUGGCAAUUUCCAGGAAACAGUGCAGGCCAAGACAAAAUGGGCAGAAGUGAUAAUUUGUCUGACUGUCGCAAUGGUUGCAGCGAGCACGGUUCACAGAGUUUGCGUGACGACAUGCUUUCUGUUUUCGGCCCUGUUUAUCUAUGAAGUGAACAAGAUGUCGGCAGAGCCGACUGUGGAGCCGAAGGAGUGGAAAAAGGAGUCGAAGAAGGUUCACUGAGUCUCUGAGAAUUUUGGGCAAGCCAUCCUGUUUUGAGGAGAUUGCUACAAUUUUCAUUCUUCUUUUCGGACAGUUCCUCGCAUGAAAACGUCCUCUUUGCGAACGAGUGGAUGGUCCACACACUUAAACGCACAAAUUUUGUGAGGAGUCUGAGGACAGUUUGUGCUGCAAUUUAGAGGACUUGGACAUCGCAUGUUGGAAAUUCCCUUUUUGACCCUGUCGUGAGAAAAGCUCUCGUUCAUGUCCAUGUCCCAUGUCCCAUGUCCCAUGUCCCUUGUCCCAUGUCCCAUGUCCGUGUCCAUCUUCUUUGUCUUCUUUGGCCGCUCGUUUUUUCGUCCAGCCUCGCUCAUGUGGUUCAGUGUCUGUCAAAGCACAAUCUCACGCACUGGUAUUGUUAAUUAUGCCUGCCGUA
Molecule: messenger RNA, 1081 nt
Organism: Chara braunii
Lineage: Eukaryota; Viridiplantae; Streptophyta; Charophyceae; Charales; Characeae
Source: the annotation of a GenBank genome assembly